UGGCUCCAUCGUCGAAUUUCUUGUGUAGUGUUACAAAUUACACUUGCAAAAAACGUUUAUUUUUAUAUAAAAAUAUGAGGACACUCGACACUUGAUUUGAUUUUUAACAACCGAUUCAAUCAUCGUUAAUUCGAUAUCACGUAUACGUAGCUGAAAAAAGAAUAUUGCAUUUUUAAUAUAGUUAGAAAAAGAUUUCAAGGAUAAAUUAUAAUGUCAACGCUCAUAAAAAUAUUCAGUAAUAGUUUAGUUUCUCGUACACUUUUAAAACACAAUUUGGAUAUUGUAAAAGUACCGGUACGAGAAAAACAAAUUCAAAUACCUAAGAAACGUCAUCCAAGCUGGCUCCCGAAACAAAACCGUGUUUUGCAUAAUGAACAUAUUACUACAGAAAAUAAUGAGUUUGUUAAAGAAUUUAUACAAUCCAAAUAUGAUUCUCCGCUUAAUAUAAAACCAAUUGAACCAAUCACAAGUUGGAAAAAGGGGCUCAGGAGAACAGGUUUAAUAGCCAAAAAAAUAGGUAUUUAUCCAAUAUGGUUACAAAAUGGGAAAAAAGUUAACUCAACGUUAUUGCAGAUCAUUGAUAAUCAAGUAAUAAAGUAUAUAGCACCAGAAGAUUUUUUCCCAGUAAAAUCCAAACGAACUAUAAUCAAAAACAGACUUGGAUCUCUUGUAGUAGGAGCAGAAAGUUCGGACCCACAAUUGUUUAGAAAAGAAUAUUGCAAGUUAUUCGAAAAUUCUGGAGUCAUGCCGAAACGUAUAAUAAUGAGAUUUAUGGUUUCGCCGGAAGCUGCGCUACAACCCGGUACACCUUUAUAUGCGUCUCAUUUUAAGCCAGGCGAGAUUAUUGAUAUACGUGCAAAAACGAUAGACCGUGGUUUUCAAGGAGUCAUGAAAAGAUGGGGUUUCAAAGGAAUGCCUGCUUCUCAUGGUGUAACUAAAACUCAUAGAAGACCAGGGAAUAUUGGUUGUGGUGGAAAAAUGGCUCGUGUAAUGCCAGGUACUAAACUACCUGGUCACAUGGGUAAUCGGUGGCGCACAAUUAGAGGCUAUAGGAUUUUACGAGUAAAUACAAAAUAUAAUGUAAUUUGGGUAAUGGGUCACAACAUACCUGGAGAAACAAAUACUUUUUGUUAUUUAUACGAUACGAUUCUACCCACUAGAAAGUCAAAAAUUCCGCCAUAUUUCCCAACUUAUUUACCCGAUUUUAACAAAAAACCAAUACCAGAGGAUUUAUAUGCAGAUGAUGUACAUCCAUUCAAAGCACCCACAAUUCAAUUUAGCGAAGAAUCAUAAAUGUAUUAUAAAGUAAUCAAAUAAAGAUAUAUAAUGUCAAAAUAAA
Molecule: messenger RNA, 1339 nt
Organism: Vespula pensylvanica (western yellowjacket)
Lineage: Eukaryota; Metazoa; Arthropoda; Insecta; Hymenoptera; Vespidae
Gene: mRpL3
Product: 39S ribosomal protein L3, mitochondrial
Exons: 8
Coding region: 211-1293 (360 amino acids)
Biological process (GO): translation
Cellular component (GO): ribosome; mitochondrial large ribosomal subunit
Molecular function (GO): structural constituent of ribosome
Source: RefSeq, a predicted model, not a curated record